UUCUGAAGUUUGAUGGUUGGUUGAUUCGUGUAGAGGGAAAGAUUAAGUUUUUAUUGGGAUUUUUCAUCAACAAGGUAACUCACAGCCAGAUUAUGAUUGUAUAUUUAAAUGGAAUGAACUGUUCGUCUUUUGUUUGGUGCGCUUAAAUUUCAAACGAUAUGGUUGGCAUAAUUGCUUGAUUGCGUCUGAGAGUUCCACGCAAACCUGUCCUUUUAUGAAUUUGAUCUAUAUUAUUUAUACAUAGGUUGCUGUUUUUACUGAUUUUAAUAUAUUUGUUGUUAAUUAUUUAAGAUUCUGUGUCUCUGUGUAUGUAUCCAGGACAAGGUCAACUUAUUGUUGGUUGGGGUGGUGUGGGUUUGAGCCUGCAUUAGUGGAUAUAUAAAAACUGGAGUCAUCGCUAUGCUGUGUUUGAAUCGUGAUGGUUUCAAUAUUGCGAGCUUUUUCUUUCAUUUGGCUGAGUGGCAUCCACUUGAAUAGCAGAGCUGACUCGGGGUUAAAGCCCUCUCCCCUCCUUAUGUAAAAUCAGGUUUUGGAAAAAAAAAAAAUUUGAUUUUGGUUGGGAGCUAUUGAAAGUACUUCACACAUCAAGUUUCUAAUGAUCCAUAAGAGUUUCUCUCUUGCUAGAAUGAUGGGAUGCUGCAGUUGCUUUGGUUUCUCAAUCGCUAGCAAACCCAAACCACAAAGGAAGCCCAGUUAUAGCUAUAGUAGUCACCCUUCACAGGAGCAUUUGUUGGAAGAUGAUUUAGAAGAUGAUGAUGAUGAUUGUUCAUAUAACGAUGAUGCUACAAGUAUGGGUAAUUCUGAGGUAAGUGAACAGCAAAGUCGUGCUAAACGUCCUGAUGAAAUACUGAGUUUCAGAGAACAGAAUGGAAUGAUAUGUAGGCAGUACCCUGUGAAGGAAACUCACAAAGUAAUUCGUACUGAGGAUGAUGAUGGAAAUAAGAUGGUCAAUGAGUAUGUUCGGGAGUGUAAGAUUGGUUCUGGCAGUUAUGGGAAAGUGGUUUUGUAUCGAAGCCUUGUAGAUGGAAAGCAUUAUGCACUGAAGGCAUUUCAUAAAUCUCAUUUAUUAAAACUCCGGGUUGCACCUUCGGAGACAGCUAUGACAGAUGUGCUUCGUGAGGUUCUUAUUAUGAAAAUGUUGGAGCAUCCUAACAUUGUUAAUCUCAUUGAGGUGAUUGACGACCCAGACACAGAUCAUUUCUACAUGGUUCUUGAAUAUGUGGAAGGCAAAUGGGUCUGUGAGGGUUCUGGUCCACCUGGCGGCUUAGGAGAAUCUACUGCAAGAAAGUAUCUGCGGGAUAUAGUUCGAGGGCUAAUGUACCUCCAUGAUCAUAACAUAGUACACGGUGAUAUCAAACCUGAUAAUCUGCUGGUUAGUCAUAAUGGUACGGUGAAGAUUGGGGAUUUUAGCGUCAGCCAGGUUUUUGAGGAUGAUAAUGAUGAGCUACGUCGAUCUCCAGGGACUCCUGUUUUCACUGCACCUGAAUGUUGUUUAGGGCUAACUUAUCGCGGUAAAGCUGCUGACACAUGGGCAGUGGGGGUUACUUUGUACUGUAUGGUAUUGGGACAAUACCCAUUCCUUGGAGAUACUCUGCAGGAUACAUAUGACAAGAUUGUUAAUAACCCUUUAGUACUUCCAGAGAAUAUGAUCCCACAGUUGAAGGAUCUACUUGAAGGACUUCUUUGCAAAGACCCAGCAUCACGGAUGACUUUGGAGGAAGUCGCAGAACAUAGUUGGGUUGUUGGAAAUGAUGGAAGAAUGCCUCAUUAUUUAUGCUGGUGCAAACGGCGUCGCAAGAGUUUGAGUAUUAGAGAGGAAUCUAAUGGGAUAAAAGAUGACUGUAGCAUAACCCACACUGACUAGACAUUGUAGGGAGUUGUUUUUUAUAACUUUUAUCAGUUUUAUGUAUAGUGAAGAAGUUAGGUUUUGUUAUUUUGUCUUUUCCUUCUCUUCGGACUUGCAAUCUGAUCUGCAAUGGUUGAUCAUGAUGAAAACUAGACUGACAGAAACUUUUGUUCACAGCCUACCUUGGCCGAAAAAGGAGGCAGAGGUUCUGGCUCUUCUAU
Molecule: messenger RNA, 2067 nt
Organism: Fragaria vesca subsp. vesca
Lineage: Eukaryota; Viridiplantae; Streptophyta; Magnoliopsida; Rosales; Rosaceae
Product: serine/threonine-protein kinase GRIK2-like
Exons: 12
Coding region: 596-1864 (422 amino acids)
Biological process (GO): protein phosphorylation; intracellular signal transduction
Cellular component (GO): cytoplasm
Molecular function (GO): protein serine/threonine kinase activity; ATP binding
Source: RefSeq, a predicted model, not a curated record